GAUUGUCCCUUCCCGUUCCCCUUCUGGAGGUGGGGCCUGCCUCUGACAACCAGAGCCUGAGCGAUCAUGGCAACGAGCUCGGGCGGGGAACGCGUGGCAGCAGUAGCAGCAGUAGCAGCGAGGGCAGUUUGGUUGCAGGCGGGGACCGCGGAGUGCGGCGACGGCGGCGGUGGCACAGGCAUUGGCACCGGUCCUGAACGCCAUGAGGCGGGGCAGCUCCGAGAGGGAGUUGGCGGCCCGGUGGGAGGUGGAGGCGGUGGCCGCGGCUAAAGCACAGCCAGAGGUGAAGGCGGCGCAGGUCGGUGUGGACGCGGGCGCGGCCGGGGACCCCGAGCGCGCGGCGGGGGAGGAGCAGCCCAAGGCCCCAGUGCCGCCCCGCGUGGCCGAGGAGGGCGACUCCCGCGCCGCUCCGCUCAAGCCGCCCCUGUUCAGGCCCAAGCCGGCGCCGGCACGGGGGCUUGGCCCGCACGGGAUGCCCAGGGGCAAAGGCCGAGGCUGCACGCGGAGCACGGGGCGCCGUCCCGACCAGCCGCGGCCGGUCACUGUGGACAGCUCCAAGGCCAGGACCUCUCUGGAAGCCCUGAAGAUCAGCAUCCAUCAGCUCAAGUGGAAGGAGUUCCCAUUUGGCCGACGCUUGCCUUGUGACAUCUACUGGCAUGGAGUUUCAUUUCACGACAAUGACAUAUUCUCUGGUCAAGUGAACAAGUUUCCAGGCAUGACGGAGAUGGUACGUAAAACUACUCUGAGCAGAGCAGUAAGAAUCAUGCAGAAUCUCUUUCCUGAGGAGUACAACUUCUACCCUCGCUCAUGGAUUCUGCCUGACGAGUUCCAGCUCUUUGUUGCUCAGGUUCAAAUGGUGAAAGAUGGCGACCCCUCCUGGAAGCCCACUUUUAUUGUGAAACCUGAUGGCGGUUGUCAGGGUGAUGGUAUCUACCUCAUUAAAGAUCCCAGUGACAUCCGGUUGGCUGGGACCCUCCAGAGCAGGCCAGCAGUGGUCCAGGAAUACAUCUGCAAACCUCUCCUCAUCGACAAGCUCAAGUUUGAUAUUCGUCUGUAUGUCUUGCUCAAGUCCUUAGAUCCCUUAGAAAUUUACAUAGCCAAAGAUGGACUUUCUAGAUUUUGCACUGAGCCAUAUCAGGAGCCCAAUCCCCGAAAUCUGCACCAUGUCUUCAUGCACUUAACCAACUAUUCACUGAAUCUCCACAGCAGCAACUUCAUCCAUUCGGACAAUGCUAGCACAGGCAGCAAAAGGACUUUUUCCAGCAUUCUUUGUAGGCUGUCUUCCAAAGGUGUUGACAUCAAGAAAGUCUGGUCAGACAUCAUCUCUUUGGUGAUUAAGACUGUCAUUGCCCUGACUCCAGAGCUCAAAGUGUUCUAUCAGUCCGACAUCCCCACAGGGAGGCCAGGACCCACCUGCUUCCAGAUUUUAGGUUUUGACAUUCUUCUGAUGAAAAAUCUGAAGCCUAUGCUACUUGAAGUUAAUGCAAAUCCCAGCAUGAGAAUUGAACAUGAACAUGAACUUUCUCCAGGCGUGUUUGAAAAUGUCCCCAGCCUGGUCGAUGAAGAGGUGAAAGUAGCUGUGAUCAGAGACACACUGCGCCUCAUGGACCCACUAAAGAAGAAAAGGGAGAGCCAGUCUCAGCAGCUUGAGAAAGCAUCAGCUGGGAAGAAAGACUCUCUGGAUGGUGAGCUGGCUGGCACCCCUGAUCCCAACCCCGAAGCCCACCUGCCCUCCAUUUGCCUCAAGCAGGUGUUCCCCAAGUAUGCAAAACAGUUCAACUACCUGCGCCUGGUGGACAGGAUGGCAAAUUUGUUUAUCCGGUUCCUGGGAAUCAAGGGGACAAUGAAGUUGGGACCAACUGGCUUUCGUACCUUCAUAAGGAACUGCAAGCUCAGCAGCAGCAGCUUGUCCAUGGCCGCCGUGGAUAUUCUGUACAUCGACAUCACGAGGAGGUGGAACUCCAUGACACUGGAUCAGCGGGACUCAGGGAUGUGUCUGCAGGCGUUCGUUGAAGCCUUCUUCUUCCUGGCCCAGAGGAAGUUCAAGAUGCUGCCACUCCAUGAGCAGGUGGCCUCGCUGAUCGACCUGUGCGAAUAUCACCUGUCCCUGCUGGAUGAUAAACGCCUGGUGUGUGGCCGGAGCGGCACAGUGGGGGGCCGGUCCCCCCACAGCCUCUCCCACCAGGACACCUGCCCCCCACCCCGCACGUACGGUGCUGACAAGUUAUCCCAUCCCAGACCCACUCUCUCCUGAAGGCCACUCUGUCCUCCCAGAAGACAGUGCCCUUCAGGGCCGAGGACAGCCCUGGGCUUCUGCCUGUGGAGGGAUGGCAGGCAGGCUGCCAGGAUCCCCGGCUUUGGCUCCCGUCAUUCAUUGCCUCUGUGUUCUGCUGAGCUCCUGCUUCGCAAGGCUGAUUCCUGCCGCCUUCCUCCUGGCACCUCUCGGUGACACACCCUGUUUGCCAGUCAUCAGUGGACAGAUGACAUCUGAAAUGUGACAGAUGGCAUCUUCUAUUCUGAGCUCACAGGAAGCACCAACUGGGGCAAAUCUGUUGUAUUUGGGGUGGGAAGGCACAAACAAUCCCCAAACCAAGUGCUAUGGAGAGGAAGCUGAGCCCUAGAUCUGCUGGGGCCGCUGAGAGCUGCUGGUUAAAUCCAACCAGCAUCAUGCCCCCGCCCCCCGCCAUGAGGUGGAAAUAUCAAGUAGGCAGAUGCAACCCCCCCCCCCCGCAUCAUGUACUACACAGGUGUAGUUAACAGAUUAGCCUCAUUUACUUCAUUAGCUCACCUGUUGCUGCAAUGUUUGGUUUGUUACUAAUUAAGAAAUAAUUAAGGUGUAACUAAGACUCCUGCAGUCUGAGAGCUGCCAGGAGCCUCAGAGUCAAUUUGUUUGAUUUUGUUUGACCUUGACCCCAAAGCAAGGAUCCCAUCUUCAGCCUAUCUAUGGUCCAGGCUGUCCUGUGGCUUUGAGUGGACCUCUGCAAGUGUGGGGCUCCAGCCAAAUGGUCAGGGCUCCCCAUGUGCCCAGCACUGUGCUGGGAGCCCUGGGGGAGGGGAGAUGGCUUCAGAGAGGACUCGAGGCCCGGAUAAGAACCGGGGUAACCAGAAGUGUGCGUGUAGAAAGUAUGGGGGCCUGGGCCAGAGCAACUGGUGCUCCCCAGGGGUGCUCUGUGAGAGGCAGUGUGGAGACCCCGAGCCUGCAGAACACAAGGAUUUCACCAUGAAAGGCCCCAAGGGAUGCACCAGGAGAUUCGCCACCAGCUGGGCACUGCAGAGUCUUUCCAACAGCUCUCACCGCUUCUUGAAGUGGCUGUGCAGAAAGUGCUUGCUUGCCAAAAUGGAGCACCGUCUUCAGGCCUGAACCCCAACCUGGCACACUGGACAGGGGAGCAGGGAGGAUCAAGAGGUUGGAUUCCAGCCCCAUUGUUUGGAGUGACACAAAAAUGUCCUCACUCAGGGCGAGCGAUGUCCUCCCCACCCCGUGCCUGUCAUCUGGAGGCAGGUCACUGUCAGUUACGGGCCCCUCUGUCCUGGAACAAGCCCCCUUUCCUAUGGACAGGGCCCCGGGGGAGCCUCACACCCUGGAGGACACAGCCUCCGCACUGAUUAUCAGAGAUGUGAGGCUGCUGCAGUCUCAAGAGCAGCCUGUCAGUGACAAGUUGGGCCCCAGUUCCCCAGUCCUGCUGGUCAGGAAGAAUUUUGAGGCCUCUCCGGUGUCAGAUCGAGCAUCAGAAGACUCCUCCCACCCCCUCAGUCCCCAUGGGAAGUCCCAUUGUGUUUGUCCCCCUUGGUAACCAGCCGCUUAUUUGCAGGGUGGGAUUGAAAUGAGAGCAAAAGCAGGUGGUUCCUUCUUCCUGGCAGAGGGGAGGCAGAGCCAGGGAGCCUGGCCUGGCUCAGAGGCCCCUCCGUGUUAGGACUCAGAGUCCCUGUGGUUGACUGUGAAAUGAGCCCAUCCUUUGGGAGUUCCCUUAGGAUCCAUCCCAGCCCUUCUUCCCCCAACCCUUGCCUGCCCUUUUUCCCCUUCCUGCUGAUGCCAACGCUGACCCUUGAAUUGGCCCACUGGCUGAGUUCCUGGAGGGCCAGGCCCUCCCAAGGUGUUGGAAAGAAUGUAUAAGAAGAUCAGGCUCGGCUGGGGCUCUAUCUGUGGUGUGUGCCCCAAGUGUGAUAAGUCAGUGGGCAACCCCAGGAAGGCAGCUCGUUCUGGAGAACAGGCUGAUCAACCCAACUGGGCCCGGCACACCCUUUUUUGUGUGCCACUCUGGCCCCUCCGGUGAGUGCAGACAGCUUCCUCAUGCCUCACACUGCCCUUGCCUGCUGCCUUCCUCCAGCCCCCCGGGGGACUGGGCUCGCCUUUUCUGCUCUUCCAGGGGGAAUAUUGUCCCCACUGGCCUGGCCAGAGAGAGCCUGCAGUGGGUGCUACAGAAAAGCACUGGGUCCAGGGCAGCUGGUAGCCAGUGUGGGUCACAACAGGACUCUCCCCAUGGGAAGAGGCAGGGCCUCCUAGAGACCAAGUCUCCACUGCCAAGCCGGCCUCCUUGCCUCCUCUGGUUUCUCCUCCAGAGCUCUGUCCACGCUUCCCAGCUCAGACUCAUCAUCUCUGACCUGGAUUCCACAGUGUCCCCGCCUCUCAGCUCUGCCACCCACUCUGACCCCCGCCAUCCGUGUCAGCCAGGAGGGAACUGGAGAGCCCUGGAAUGGACACAACAAAGGCUGCCCUCGGCUGGGCCCUCAUAAUCAACUCCCUCUCUUUCCACACCUGGAUCCCACCCUCCCUGGGCCUGUCUCCAGCAAGGCUCCCUGGGCUCUUUGUAUCUGUCAUCGGACAGGAAGAGAAUGUGCCAUUUCCUGCCCAUGGGGAGGCUACCAGCAGGGACCUGCUCUGUGACCUCCACCCCCUGUCCUUGCUGCUCCCUCUGGACAACGGCAGACUACACCUCUCUCAAGGUCUGGCUCAGGUGCCUGCUGCAGCCCCAGCACAGAAUGAACGACUCCCUCCAUAGAGACUUCCUUUCUCCCUGUGCUUCCCGGUGGGGCCACAGCAUUUGCUCCUGCCCAGGUGUGACUUCCCUCAGGGCCAGGGCCAUGUUGGAUCCGUGUAACCCCAAAGCACAGAGCAGGGGCGGAGGGUGCUUACUGAGAUCAUGAGGUGUUGCGCAGUCCCGGUGAAGGGACGACGUCACCACACCCUCUCCCCGGAGUCUGCAGAUGCCCUUGAGGACCAUCUACUCUAGUCCUUGCCAAACCAGUUCUCCAGGCACCUCUAGAUCCCAGCCUGGCUCAUUCUCUCUCCAAGCACAGUGGCCAUCCAUUGGCCACCCACCCCACCCCACCCCAGUGACAAUGGCUUUUCUAACACUAGGAACCUCUCCCUGACCAAACUGCAGGUGCCCGGGCUCAGGUCUUGGCCGUGUCCCCCAGGGAACUCCCUCUCUGUCAGCCCUGGAGACUGAGGAGGACCCCCCACCCCGACCCCCAUCCCCGCUGAUGGUUCCCACACUACUCCUCAGUGGGACAUGCAGCCUGUCCCUCACACUCUACAUCAGCUGUGGCUGUGUCCGGUGCCUCACUCGGAGAAGGUCGUCCUGCUGUGGCCAUGUAUAGUUGGGAAUGGCACUGGAUGAGGCUGGGAAGGAAUCGACAUUCCUAGAACGAAUCCCCUUAGAACCCAUGCCCAGUGCUUCACGGGUUACGAAGCACUUUUAAGUUUGUCUUCUCAUCUUGGUCCUCCCAUUCACCCACUGAAGGCCGAGGUUGAUCAUCACUGUCUUUUCUGAUGCCCAGGAGGUUAUACAGCUUGUCCUAGGUGUCUUGGCUGGUGAAGGGCAGAGCCAGGGUUUACACAGAGAGGCCCCUGGCUCCAGACCCCGCUCCUCUUUCCUUGGCACCAUGUGGAUCUUGGCCCCAUUCUCCAGACAGUGGUCCUGGGGACUGCUUUUCUCCCACUCUAAGGUGUUGGGAGCACUCCAGGAAGGCUCUGCAGACUACGGAGACUGUAAGGGCUCCCGUCCCGGGGUGAUUUCUUCCUUCAGUUAACCUUAGGAACAGUAGGCGAGACCACCAGAAGCAUAAUAAAUAUGCAAGUGUUUUGUAAACCAAAGUACUUCUGGGUUGUAAUGUUACCUUCAGAGGAGGUUCUGGUGUCCUGCGAAGUGUAAAGGGACGAAGGUAAAGCUCUCUUGAAUAAUGUUGUCUGCCAAGACAAAUGAAGCCAAAGUGAUCAGCUCCUCUCCCUCCCCUGCUCCUUUUCAUCUUCACUUAUUUAAAGACAUUCGCAGGCUGAAAAAUGGUCCCUGCCCGCUCCUCCAACGUCCGGAAUUUGCCUUGUGAUUGGCAGUGUUACUCCAAAAUAGCUUGAUUUUUUUUCUUUCAUUUCUUGAUUAAUGUCCUGUGCGCCUCGGCCCUAUAAUUGAAAACUGGGCUUGCAACAUUCAGCAUUCAAGCGCCUUCUCUUGGAAGCUCAGAAAUAAUAGACUCUCCCAUCGGGGACCUGGUGCUCCCAGUGGCUGAGGGACCUGUUCCUGCUCAGCAAGGGGACUCACCACAGUGCAUGCUAACCUAAAAUCCACCUUACCUCGGUGAUAUUUUUGCCAGUCUCCUAUUUGGUUUGAUGAAUGCAAGAUAGAUGUUUCCACAUGGCAUAUGAAUUUCUCCCUCACAUAGUAAGUCAAAUCUUUUGUUUCUGUUUUUAUUUUGUUUUGUUUCUGUUCCAGGACACAAAGGAGCUCUUCAGAAUAGUCAACAUAUUCAAUUGCCUUCAUCUCUUGUAACUCAAAGUCUUGAUUUUUAUAUAACUUAGAAAAACCAUGCAGCAUAAUGCAUAUACUUAACCGCAAGCGCUUGCACUGAACACCACGAAGCAUUGGUAUAAGAUGGUAAAAUCACAAGAUGUUUUCCUCAUUUCUGAUGAUUUGCUUCUGAGUCAGAUUCAGAGAGCAGAGGAAGAAGGCUCUUUGCAGCCCUGGGGUAGCACAACCUGCUCACCAGGAGGCUCCUGGGAAACACUGCCUCUAACUUAAGGAAGGCGUUCUCUCAGAUUCCGACCAGGACAGAUUCCAAGCAGGACUGCAGUCCUGGGCUACAGGACCCUGCUCCUCACUGCAGCUCCCUUGGGCCUGGCCCAUGCUGUGGGGACAUUUCCCCUUCAGAAUAUCUUACAUCAGAAUGGGGAAUCCCAGAAGAGAUCUGAGCUGCUCUGGAAAGACCCAGCCAGGGCUUUGAAAUCAGACAGACAUGGGUCUGGAUUUUGCUCUAAGUGACCAUGGGCCAGUGAUUUCUCUUACCCCUAUUCCUCGCCUAUGCAGUGAAAAUCUCGUCAAAUGGAUGCAAAGAGCCUGGCGAGGGGCUUGGCACCUGGGGGGUAUCUUUAAAACUGUCUGUUCAGAGAAGGCACUGUCUCCAUAUGCUGAAACUGUCACAUGCCAAGGAACACUGAUGCCACCUCGUCAGCCCUGGCAGAGGCUCCAGGAGGUCUGGUGAGACCCCCACAGGCCCCAGCCUUUCCCCCUCUGUGCCCAGCAUCACCUUUAAGAAGCUGCAGCUCCUGCCUCGUAAAAGCCUUUAAAAAUUCUUUAUUAAAUUUUCAUGGCGCAUGAAGUCAAGGUUCUGUUACUUGGCCUCAGUUGUCUUGGUAACUUCUUAAAAUGCAAUAAUAAAACAAAGCUGAGCAUUGCUAACCACAGGCUCAUUGUAUA
This is a messenger RNA of Heterocephalus glaber (naked mole-rat), 7691 nucleotides long. It is a transcript of the gene Ttll11, whose product is annotated as tubulin tyrosine ligase like 11. NCBI's taxonomy places the organism in Eukaryota, Metazoa, Chordata, Mammalia, Rodentia, Bathyergidae. Gene Ontology annotation, molecular function: tubulin-glutamic acid ligase activity; tubulin binding. The record is from RefSeq and is a predicted model, not a curated record. Gene Ontology annotation, biological process: protein polyglutamylation; microtubule cytoskeleton organization. Gene Ontology annotation, cellular component: ciliary basal body.